CGUAUCAAUACAUAAAAGAUCGGGUAGUUUUAGAAUUAAUAGUGAAAAAGUGUAAUACGUGUGGAAAAAAUGGAACGCAGAUCUUUCAGAUAUAGUUCUUCUUACUAUCGAUCUUUGAAGGCACUGAAUGAAAGCAUAAUCUCUCAUAGUACUGAUCCUGAUGAAGAAAUGGAACAAGAGCAAACACGUGGGAAUCAAUUCGUUUAUUUUGAUUUCAGCGAUCAAGUUGAUAAUGAUAAUUUUUCUUAUUCAUCUGAUGAGAGCGUUUCAAGUGAAGAUGACUUUGAAAGUACUCCGGAUAUUUACGAAGAUAUCCAUAUUUGGGCAGUGGAAUAUAAUAUCAAACACUGUGCACUUACUAAGUUAUUGCACAUACUAAGGAAAGUUCCAGUUCUACAUUAUUUACCAAUGGAUGCUCGAACUAUUUUGGAAACCCCACGGCAUGUAAAUGUAAGCCCUAUGGGAUCAGGCGAAAUGUGGUAUAAUGGACUUAAGCCGGUAUUAUAUAAAUUGCUUGGACAACAAAAUUUAGACGAAAUUCCGAAAAUAUCCCUUAAGUUUCACGUGGAUGGCCUCCAAAUCUUCAAAAGUUCAAAAGUUGAUUUAUGGCCUAUUUUAUGUGCAAUUGAAGAGCUACCAAAUAUCCCACCUCAAGUUAUUGCAAUCUAUUGUGGAAAUGGAAAACCUUCAAACGUAUCAGAAUAUUUGAAAGAAUUUGUUCCGGAGAUACAGGAUUUAUUAACAAAUGGAUUAGAAAUCGAUAUGUAUCAUAUAAAAGUUGCUAUCAAAUGCUUCUUGUGUGAUCUCCCAGCACGAGCAUUUUUAAAAGGAACUGUUUACUUUAAUCACCGUAGUGGUUGCAGUAAAUGUACAGCAAUUGGAGAAAAUGAAUCAGGAAAUAGAAUGAGUUUCCCUAAUCUAAACGCUCAAAAACGAACAAAUGAAAGUUUUCGUCAACGCAAAAAUAUCAGCCAUCAUCGAGAAUCAUCUGUAAUUGAAAGAUUACCUGUGGACAUGGUUAAAGAUUUUCCCAUUUCUGAUGAUCUUCACCUUUUACAUCAAGGAGUUAUGAAGAGGAUGUGUUCACUAUGGAUUGCAGGGCGCAAUAACUACUAUACGAAAUGGUCAGCAAAUGACGUAAAGAAAGUAUCGGAAGAACUGGUUAAACUAAACUUAUAUAAACCAAAGGAACUACAUCGUCAAAUAAGAGACUUGAGUGACAUUUCAAGGUGGAAAGGUACGGAAUGGAGAACGCUGCUAAUGUAUACCGGUGUUGUAGUUCUACGCAACAUACUUAGACCAGACGUAUAUUACAAUUUUUUGUUGUUAUUUUGCGGAGUGACAAUCUGUGAAACUUCUUAUUAUAAAUUUCUUCUUCCUGUUGCCGAUUCUAUGCUUAAGGAAUUCGUAAAAACUUAUAUUGAGAUUUAUGGAAGUGAUGAAAUAGUGAUGAAUAUUCAUUCUACUAUACAUAUAGUAGACGAUGUACAGAACCAUGGACCACUUGCAUCAAUGUCUACAUAUAUUUUCGAGAAUCUGCUCAAAGAUGUUAAGCAAUGUGUAAGAAAUGGUAAAAAACCACUCAUUCAGGUUGCUCGAAGAUUAAUUGAGAAAUCUCAUGUAGAUAUGUUGAAAGCAAAGAAAACCAAAAUAUACCCCAAUCUAGAAAAGAAGACAUCCGAACAUCAUGAACGUAAUGAUUGUACAGGGACUUACUGUAUACUGAAUUUGAAUAAAUAUUUAACAUUCAGGAACGACAAUAAAAACUGUUGGUUUAUGAAUAGUAAUAAUGAAAUCAUAAGAAUUUGUAACAUAACAAUUCACAACAGAGAAAUAGUUAUAUAUGGUAAAAAGAUUCUUAGAAUUAAAGACUUCUUCACAGAACCUAUUAAAUCCUCCACCUUAAAUAUUUAUUGUUCUGAUACUAUGGUUUGUGAUAUGCAAAAACUUUAUAAAUUAACAGAUAUAAAAUGUAAAAUGUUUGGAAUGGAGUACAACACAAUGUACAUUUUUGUUCCCCUUGUUCACACAUUUAAUUUGUAAAAUCUGAUGAAGACUUCUGAAUAAAACAAACACUUUUUUGAUGUUUUUUUCUUUAUUAUGGGUAUUAUUACAAAGGCACACAAAAGCUUAGAAAUAGAAAAAGAGAAAAAUUAGUUAAGUUCUUUUUGUAAGAUUGAUACUAUCGUGCAAAUAUUAUCUACUAUUUUUUUUCAAUUAAUAAAGAUUGUUAGAAUUUA
Molecule: messenger RNA, 2240 nt
Organism: Lutzomyia longipalpis
Lineage: Eukaryota; Metazoa; Arthropoda; Insecta; Diptera; Psychodidae
Exons: 4
Coding region: 70-2043 (657 amino acids)
Source: RefSeq, a predicted model, not a curated record